Molecule: messenger RNA, 4029 nt
Organism: Stegodyphus dumicola
Lineage: Eukaryota; Metazoa; Arthropoda; Arachnida; Araneae; Eresidae
Product: transcription factor AP-2-epsilon-like
Biological process (GO): regulation of cell population proliferation; regulation of transcription by RNA polymerase II; anatomical structure development
Cellular component (GO): nucleus
Molecular function (GO): RNA polymerase II transcription regulatory region sequence-specific DNA binding; DNA-binding transcription factor activity, RNA polymerase II-specific
Source: RefSeq, a predicted model, not a curated record
CCCGCUGCUCCACCCCCCGUUUGAUUCUCCUCCAUCCCCCUUUGCGCGGGAGGGGGAAAGGGGAACUCGCAGAGAAGGUAUUGGACGAUUCCUGACGAAGGUACGUUCAGCAUAGCUUGACGCGAUUUCAUCCUAAAAACUCUAUUCAAGCACUCACCCUGGAGGCAAGAGCAUCCACAGCUUCGGGAGCUGUUUGUUUCGGGGUGCCGGUCUUUUCUUUUCUCUUUUUUUUUCAUACUUUAUUUACUUUUUUUUUCCGGAGCGAGAAAAAGAUUUUCGACUGCGUGCGUCAAUUGCCCGGCUGAAUCGUCGUCGCCCGAAGCGCGGAUUCGAGACCGUCGAAACUGGGCCAUCGUGUCCGAAAAACUGGACGCUGUCUGAUUGAAAACACUUCCAGAACUUUUUCAAUCUUUAACCCGGGGUCAGGAGAGUGCAGUCACGAGGGCCUUCUCUAUGAAUAAAUUGUCGUCUCCACAGCAUCGUCUAAGCCUUUCAUAUUUACCUAAAGGAAUCUGAUGAAAAAAGACUCUGGACUUGUUAUUCAACCCCGUUAAAAAGUGUGUAAUUAAUAAUUCGUGGAUCAUUAUCGAAUCAUUUGUUUUCCAAACUGUUUGAAGUUUUCUCCGUGAUAGUGAGAAGAAUAUCCUAACUGCCAAAGUUUUCACUAUUUGUGAUAUAUUUAUUUAAUCUGUUCUUUGUUGUCAACUACCUUCUGGGAGCGAAAACAUUUCAGUGUUCGGAUUCCCAAACAUUUAAUGGUCAGUCCCAUCGUUUGUUUAUUGUUCUGCUGAAAGGGUGAUCACGUUGGCCGAGGUGCAGAUCUUGCCUGAGGUGGGGGUGGAUACCCCCCGGGAGACGUGGGAGAUGUUGAUGGCUCAGCUUCAGCAUCAAUCGGACAUGGUUUCAUCGAGGAAAGGAAAGGGUCCUCCGACAGAGGGGGAAGGUAUGUCCCCCUUUUCACCUACGCAAGCCAUAGCUCCGAAAACUGGAAUCACCCGCUCUCAAUUUUCUUUGCCUUAUGAUUCGGAGGAGCGUCGUGACCUUGUGAGUGGUCACGCGGCGAGCUUAGGCCCCAUUACAAGCAUCGGCUCUGUAGGCUCGACGGCCACCUUUAGUAGCACGCCCCGGCUCACGCACACACCCACUUCAGCGGACUUUCAGCCGCCUUACUUCCCACCCCCUUACAACUUACCACAGCAGCAGCUCGACUUCCACCACGCGGCACACGCUGUCAAUGCCGCUGAUCCCUAUGGACACCUCAAUAGUCUUGCAGCCCAGCACCCGCAGCACCAGUACCACCAGCUGCAUCCCCCACCACAGAGGUCACACAAUGUCCGUCGGCCGGACGACGACCCCCUCCACCCGCUCCAGACAGCAGGCAUGCAUCCGGGCCUAUCUGCGACGUACGCGGAUUCUGUGCGAGGACGUACGGAUCCGGCAUACGCUGCUGUCCGUAGGCCGGACGUACUUGUUCAUGGGGGGCAUCAUGGACUCAGUGAACAAGAUCUGCUCAACCUCCACAACGCCACUCUUCCCGCCAUAGAUGACGGACAGGGUGGAAGCGUCGAAGACGCAAAUAGCUUAUUUCCUGGUGAUCAUAACAGUGUAAUUAGAAAAGCUGCCGAAUGGAAUUAUGGCCGAAUGUGGGAAACGCAAUGUAGGGGCAUCAAACCGAGGAACAGUGACAAUCAUAAGGAAAUGGUCAUCACAGGCGUGACGUCCCCCACCGACGUGUUCUGCUCCGUGCCCGGAAGGCUGUCCCUCCUCAGUUCCACAUCUAAGUACAAAGUGACGGUCGGAGAAGUACAGAGGAGGCUGUCGCCGCCCGAGUGCCUCAACGCAUCGCUCCUGGGAGGUGUCCUAAGGAGAGCCAAGUCCAAAAAUGGCGGCCGUUCCUUGCGAGAGAAGUUGGAGAAGAUUGGCUUAAACUUACCUGCCGGCAGGCGGAAAGCGGCAAACGUAACUCUCCUUACAUCUUUAGUAGAAGGUGAAGCGAUUCAUUUGGCGAGGGAUUUCGGGUAUGUGUGCGAAACGGAAUUUCCUUCACGCCAAGUUGGUGAAUAUUUAUGCAGAAACCACAGCGAUCCCAGUGAACUUUACCGGAGAAAAGAAUUAUUCCUAGCCACGAAGCAAAUUAUGAAGGAAUUUGUAGAUCUCUUAAAUCAAGACCGCUCUCCGUUGUGCAACACAAGGCCUCAGAACAUUCUCGAACCUAAUAUACAGAGACAUCUGACGCACUUUUCUCUCAUAACGCACGGUUUCGGUAGCCCGGCCAUCGUUGCCGCGCUGACUGCUGUCCAGAACUUCAUGAAUGAGUCUCUCAAAUAUCUUGAGAAACAGCUAAACUCUUACCAGACAUCAGGAGGAACGCAUGUUCCUGGAGUAGACACUAAGAAAGAGGACCAAAAGAAAUGAAAGUGUACCAAUUUGAAACAUAUACUCGGAAAAAACAAAUGAUCGAAGAAAGAUUAUGUUGGAUUUCUGAGUCUUCAACUAGUCUUUCCAGAAGACUCGGGCUUAUGAUACUUAGAACUUGUUGGGACGUACCCUCCUGGUACUUAUUUCACCAUUCCCGUCCCAAUUUCAAUCACUUGAUGAGAAAGAGGAGAUUAUAAAUAAGUUCUCAGCAUAAGAUGAAAGAGCCUGGACGCAAAAGCUGGCACACGUCAACAAGAUCUAAAUGGACUACGUUGGGGACCUAGAGGAUAGAAAGUCCUGUUGACCAGGAUGAAAGAUAUGUUCUCCAAAGCCAAAAUAUCCUUCUUGUAAGGAGUCGUUAUCAUUCAGUUGCCAAAUUGACGAAUUUUGUCUCCAAAUUCAUAUGUAAAGACUAGUUUGCAUCAUGUGCUGUUCCAUGAACAAAAAGAUAUCUGUAUGUGGCCAAAUCCCUACUGACGACAUAUUUCUACCGUUUCAUAAGGUGGAAUGUUGCUCAUCUGUUGUCUAUAGUGGCAACAUGAUUAGUUUUAGAACAUUUAGAAAGAUACUUUUCUCUUUCAAUCUCCUAUAAGUGGGGGCUUGUAUAAUAUUGAGCUAAUUAACAUGUAUUGUAAUUUAUAAAUUGGAUCUAAUUUUUUAAUCCUAGUUGACUUCUAAACAAAAUAAGGCAGUAGUAUUUAAAUUGAAGUAUUCGAAUGGUUUUUUUUUCAUUGUUAUUUUCAUAGUAAACAUAUGAACGAAAAAUGUAUUAUAUUAAAAACUUGCCGUUGAUCGCAUUAAAAAGAAUAUCUUUAUGUGAAAAUAGUGUAAAGCGAUUACAUCAUUCAAAUAUUUUCGGAAUAUAUAUUUCAGUUUUAUUCAUAUGAAAUUUAAACGUAUAUCAGUAAUAAUGUUGCAUAAAACUGUCAUAAAAUUUUUGUUGUGAAAUCUUACGAAAAAUGUUAAAACACAUUUAGAUAUUCUUCGCCAUUGGUUCAGAUGGUCAUGUGAUUAUUUUCAAAGACUUUGUCAAAAGUAUUGGCUCUGAAAACACUACACUGUAAUACUGCUAUGCAUAAUGCAAGACAUACUAUAAUUUAUGAAGUUAUUAAGAAUUUUAUUUAUUUAUUAAGGAUAUUAAUUAAUAACAUGCAUAUUUUUUAAAACUUUCGGCAUAUUUGAAUAAAAUGUUUACUGUUUAUUUAAUAAAACACCGAUAAAAAUUUAGAAAAAUUAAUAUCUGAGAUAAUUAAAAUUUAUCUCAAAAAGAAUAUUUAUUUAAUUAAUUAAUCAAUACCCUGAUCCUUAUUAUCAAUUACCUACAAUAUAAAUGCCCGAAUAUUAAUUAAAAUAUUUCUGUUAUUUAAUUUAAUUAAUUAGAAAUAUGAAAAAUUAAUAAAACAUUUGAUCGAAACGAAAUGCUGAAGUACAUUUAGAUUUUUAAACAUUCGGUUUUUCGACUUCUGGAGUAAACUCUAAAUCCCUUUAUGUAUCUAAAAUUUAUUCAUUUCCUGGCAAACGUUUUUGACGAAAAUAAUCUUAUUUCAUUAUCAUACGCUUCUUAUUUCUUGAAAAUUAUUUUUAGGAGUUUGCUAGUAAUGCAAAUUUAAC